Molecule: messenger RNA, 1472 nt
Organism: Myzus persicae (green peach aphid)
Lineage: Eukaryota; Metazoa; Arthropoda; Insecta; Hemiptera; Aphididae
Product: leucine-rich repeat protein 1-like
Exons: 2
Coding region: 251-1450 (399 amino acids)
Source: RefSeq, a predicted model, not a curated record
ACACAAGCAACCAAUCAGCUGACUGAGCGUUGUUUCCAAUCUGAUCAAUAUAAGUAUUAUUUAAAUUUGUUUUAUGUCGCAAGACGUCGUGAUAACGAAUCGAGAAUUAAGAUUACCGGAACAGUACACGACCAUCGUGGAUCAAUAAAUUCGAGGUACCUAGUUAAUUGUCUUGGAUUAGUUAUUCAAUUGUCGAAUCUUCGAUACUCUUCGUUUUUGAUUAAUUGUGAACGCGCGUGUGGUAGUAACGAUGUUAAUUACCUGUUCGCUCAUUAUCCAAGAUCUGAAUGCUACUCGACCGAACACACGGUCUCUCAGAUCGUGUGUGAUGACCAAAAGAGUAAACGACGAUUACUAUGUAUGUGUGAAGAACUCAAUGUUCCCGAACAUUAUGAGCUACAAGCUCACUAUGUUGCAAAACAUAUACCACAAGUUCAUCAAUGAUGGGAAGAUAGGAUUGGAGUUCAGUGAGCCCAAACAAGCAUUGUUGAUAGUAUGCGAUGACAAGAGACUGCUUUACUUGUUCUUUCGUCAACUUAAGACCAUUAUUGCCGGAAAAAAUGUAAACAUUAGAACACAUUUAAUGCCUAAGACAGUGCCUACUAAAAAGGUUCAAAUGAAUCGUUUUGAUCCAAUGGCUCUCCAGUUCUCAUCUAUUCAACGUUUUGACAACCGUAUAUUGAACAUGAGACAUUUGAAGACACUACUGCUGGAAGACUGCGAUUUACCUAAAAUUCCUUUUCAAAUUGGCCAAUUAUCCCUUGAAUAUUUUAGCAUUUCAGGUAGUAAACUGCCAACUUCAAAAAAUGAACAAGAUGUCCUUUGGAAUUGGACAUCUAUAACCACAAUUUGCAAUUCAUUAAGAACCUUGAAAAUGGAUUCCAUAGGAUUGAAAACAUUGCCAUUUGAAAUAUCCUUCCUGAAAAAUCUAGAAACUUUAUCUGCACGCAAUAAUAAGCUGUCAUAUUUACCUCAGAUCAUUGGUGAGCUUAAGAAACUCGAAUGCUUAUUUGUUGCUGACAACUCAAUAAAAUACUUUCCUCAUAUUUUGUCUAGUAAAAUCUUCAAAGAAAUCGACAUAUCAAAUAACUUAUUUCAGUUACCGAGAUCUCUAGAGUUUGACCACAUAAAAAUAUAUUUAGAUACAUUAAAUACUGAAAAUUUACGUCACGUUGGUAUUAAACCAUUAAGCCAUUUGGCAUUUAACAAUAUAUUAGAUAAUUUAAUACCAUUUAAGAGACAAGAUUUACCUCGCUCACUGUGGACACAUUUUGAUGUUGUUGGUCGUUGUAUGUUGUGUAAUAAAUGGAUAUUACCAAAUUACUCUAGAGUAACUCAUACAUUUGGUUUGCCUAAAGCAAAACGUAUAAUUAAAGAUCAAAGAGCCAAUGGUCUACCAUGGCAAUCAUUAAUAUGUCGUUAUUCAGCUGAAUGUGGCUGUCCGUAUUAGUUUAAGCCAUAUUUAUCUAUAU